Linnemannia hyalina is the source of this 1758-nucleotide messenger RNA. The record is from the annotation of a GenBank genome assembly. Lineage: Eukaryota; Fungi; Mortierellomycota; Mortierellomycetes; Mortierellales; Mortierellaceae.
AUGCUCCGAAUCGCAAAGUCCCUUCCUUUCUUCGCGACCCAGGACGAAAACUCACCCCAAUCCUACAUCUGCCCAACGAACGGCUUCUCUAUCUCGGUCCCCACCAGAAACGGACUCGACAACUAUCAUGGACCAGGCAUGGUCUUCCAGGGACAGCUGAACCUCCAGCUCGUCAAGGUUGUCCCAUCCCCCUGUCUUCUGAGGGUCGUCUUUACCUGCCACUCGACCAUCCCCGACUCGACCCCUGCUUCGCCUACCUCAGAGUCCUCUCAUACCUCCUCCAAUCAUAGUGCCAGUAUCAUCAAGGGUCAGAACAUCUUUGAGGUCGAGCAUAUCCUGGCCCAGGACCAGCCUCUCCAGAUCAAGCGCCAUACCUUCAUGUUCAACAUCAAGUUUCCCCGCGUCAAUUUCCCUGCCUCCAUGACCGAUGGCGAUCGUGCAUUACUGUACUCUAUCCACUCUGAGCUGACGUUUGACUUGACGCCUGGAGAUCCAAGAUCAGAGGCGACUCUGCUGUCACCCCCUGUCCAUCUCAAGUACUUGCCCCUUGUCCCGACCUGCAUCCCCCAAUUCCCCGUCAUCGAGAUGUCCCAGGUGACUGAGCCACUAUCCAACAAGGUGCUCGUAAAGGCGAGUCUUGAAAGUCCCCAGCGCGGGGUCUGUCCUGGAGAGUCGCUACCCCUAUCGUUGACAAUCACAAACUCAUCAGAGUCAGACCUGACAACCAUCUAUGUUAGCCUCGUCAGGGUCAUGACCUACCCAUCAAUGCACUGCUCAACACCCACAGGUACACCACCACUCGACCCCGAGCCCGUUACUGUCCACUCAGAGUCCAUACCUAUCGCCCAGAUUGCCAACAAAAACACCAAUUGGAUGGAGUCCAUCGAGUUCAAAGUGCCCUCCAACCUCGGACUCGUUCCCACCACCAACAAAGUCAUCACCCCUGUCUACAAGGUCGAUUAUUACAUUUCCGUCUCGGUUCCCAUUGCUAGCCGGAGCAGCGGACUGGCCAGUUGGUUCACACCUGCCGUCAGGGCCCCCCCACCAGUCGAUAUUUCUUUGAUCCGUGGCACAACUGGAACAUCAGGAAACGAACAACAGCCCCAUCAGACACGGUUGGGCAUGCGCAAGCCCUCGAUCGAUAAGGUCAUCAAGGUCAACUUGCACAUGGACAGGAUCACCAAUUUCCACAGCAGUAUGAAGUGGCCCAGCUUGAUCCAGCUACCGCUGAUUCCCGUUAUCAUUGGAACAGUGCCCUACCACAUCACAGAGAAACAACUUCGGUGGCCCAUCCCCAACUACCUGGAUGUCAUGGACCGGCCGCGGUUUGUUCGUGAUCGGUUUGAGGAGGAGAUGAUGCAGCACCUCGAGAGUCUGGAGACGUUGGUUGUCGCAGAAGAGGAAGAUGAACAGGAGAUUGACGAGAUUAUCCAGGCAGCUAGGAAAUCAGCGUCAUCAGGGGAGAGCGAUGAGGAAGAGCAGCGUGCAAACGCCCGGAUCCCAAUACGGUUCAGAAACGGAUCUCAGCCUCGCCAGAGAGAGCCCAGUCUACCCUCGAUGGGACUUGACACCCCACCACCAUCACCGCCCACCAACUCUUCAAUGGAUGCUCACGGCCGGCCCGGAGCACAUACAUUGCCAAGAGUGGGUCGUCGGUCGAUGAGUCCCAAGGCGAGUGGACUGGGCAAGGGACUCUUGCUCGAGAUGCACCAAUCCAAAGUUCAACAGCAGAUGCAGUUUGAACUGGCUGGCAUCUAG